Lucilia cuprina (Australian sheep blowfly) is the source of this 3575-nucleotide messenger RNA. RefSeq lists its product as uncharacterized. Gene Ontology annotation, cellular component: endoplasmic reticulum. Bases 236 to 3214 code for a protein of 992 amino acids. Lineage: Eukaryota; Metazoa; Arthropoda; Insecta; Diptera; Calliphoridae. The transcript has 14 exons. Gene Ontology annotation, biological process: response to endoplasmic reticulum stress; positive regulation of ERAD pathway. The record is from RefSeq and is a predicted model, not a curated record.
AAAAACUAGUCAGAUUUUUUUUAGAAUAAUUUUCACACAAGAAAAUUAUGUUUGUAAUUUUCAAGCAAAAUUAAGCAAGAAACGAUUAUUGGAAAAUAUAUAAUUAUUUAAUAAAAACAAUGUGGUUUAAUAAUUCCAAAAGAUACAACAACUAAAAGAAAACACCAUAGAAAAUACAAAAGGAAGCUGAAAAUUACAAAAAUAGCUUGAAAAACAACAACUUUAGCAAGAAAACAUGGCAGAUACUGCGACAAGUGAAGUGGUGAAUUCUUCCAACAAUGAAACACCUAUAAACAACCAUCAAAAUUCAACGGAUACGGCACCAACUAGAGAACAGGCUACCGCCUCAACGUCGCAACAAUCAACCGGCUCAAAUGCAGCAACUCCAGCAGCUGCUCCUGCUCCUUUACAACCGCCUCAGCCAGCUGAGCCGCCUUUACCACAACGACAACCGGCUGCUGUUCAAAUCGAUGUUAAUCAAAUGGCCAAUGUUAUCAGUGUCAGUUAUUUGGCUGCCAAUGGUAUAAAUAAUCAACGUAAUCGUGGCCCCGGUGUAGCCGGUGUUAAUAUAGGUGUUGGAGCUCCGGGUCAGAACAACAUUAUGAAUAUGCGUAAUCGUCUGUUUCAUGCCAUUUACUUUAAGGUGGCCUUAAUUUAUGCCCAAAUGUUUCCCAAACCGUUUCAACGCACUUUGGAGUAUUUUUUCUUAAUUAAAGCUUUGCUGUUCUUUUCGGCUUUAGUUUAUAUACACAUGUCAUUCAUUAAAAAUCCAGCUACAUGUUUGGAACAUGUACAAGAUUGGCCUCGAGAUGGUGUUUUAAGAGUUGAAGUUAUACCUAAUCUAGAUAAACGUUUGGAAAUCUAUGAAAAAAAUCAAGCACACGAAAACUUUAUGCGUAAACUUCAAUACGACUAUUUCUAUGGUAUUGGACCGAAAACUAAAAAUCAAUUGUAUCAUCAUAAAUAUGCCACAAAUGAGACUUAUACUUACUAUUUGCAACACGAGUCUACUUAUGCCGAUUACUUAAAAUAUAAACAAUUAAAUGCUGAAUAUAAUGAAAAUAAUGAUAAUGAUGAUGAUGAACAGUAUAUAGUAGAAUAUUCUUUGGAAUAUGGUCAUUUACGUUUAUCACCUGCUACACGUAAACGUUUACAAAUUCCAGUGCGUGUGGUGCAAUUGGAUCCUUUAAAUAAUAAAUGUUUUGGUGAUAAAUUUAGUAAAUUUCUAUUAAAAGAAUUGCUGGGCUAUGAUGAUUUAUUAAUGGCCUCAGUACGUGUUAUAGCGGAACAAGAAGAAAAUAAAGGUUAUUUGCGUAAUGUUAUAACCGGUGAACAUUAUCGUUUUGUUUCAACCUGGUGGACUGCAUGGAGUUCAUAUCCUACAGCAUUUUUUGUAAUGUUAUUAUUUACCUUUUCAAUUUCGAUGUUAUUAAGAUUUUCCCAUCAUCAAAUAUUUGUUUUUAUAGUGGAUCUUUUGCAAAUGUUGGAAUUUAAUGUUACUGCUCGUUUCCCUAUAGCUCCUUUGUUAAUUGUCAUUUUAGCUUUAGUGGGUAUGGAAGCUAUAAUGUCGGAAUUUUUCAAUGAUACAACCACAGCAUUUUAUAUAAUAUUAAUUGUAUGGGUGGCCGAUCAAUAUGAUGCCAUUUGUUGUCAUACCAGUAUUACGAAACGUCAUUGGUUAAGAUUCUUCUAUUUAUAUCAUUUUGCAUUUUAUGCCUAUCACUAUCGUUUUAGUGGUCAAAAUCGUAGUUUGGCCUUGGUUUCAUCGUGGCUGUUCAUACAGGUAAUUCAAAAUUUAUACUUUAGAAUAGACUAUUUGGGUUCCAUACAAAUAAAUCCCGAAAAUUUGGCACGUGUUUCACCAACCACACCAACAUCUACGACAGCAGCAACAGGUGCAGCCAACACCACUAAUACAGAAAGUACUAGAGAAUCGGUUACACCAACAGCAACAAUAACAACAACUACUAGUUCAACAAAUGCAACCAUGGCUGGUUUAGAUAGUUCAACAGCAUCCGUUUCUAGCAUUAUUUUAAAUUCAUCAGAUGUCGAAACAAAUCAGAGGGAUGAAUAUCAAAAUCCAACUUCCGCAACAACAACAACAGCAACAGCAACACAAAAAGAAGCUGCAGCAGAAACGGAAACACUUGAAAACACUCAAACGGAAAAUAACAAGGGUAUUCAACAGAAGCUACAGCAGCAGCAGCAGCAGCAACAACAAACAAUUCAUAAUGAUACUAUGAAGAAUAAACAGGCUGUUCAUAGCUUACAUGAGCAGGAGUCAGCUGCUGUAGGCAAACAUGAUAAUGAUAAUCUAGUGGGUGUUAAUUGGCCCUUAAAAACCAUGGAAACUUUAAAACAUAAUGCUGUUGAAACGAAUUUUGUUAAUACACAUAAUAAUACAAACAAACUUAAAGACAAUGAUAAAGACAUUGUAAAUAAGCUAAAAGAGCAGCAUCAGCAGCUGGAAUUGAAUAUUAAAGCUGAAAAUGAACAACAACUACAUACAACUACAUGUAGCAGGAAAUUUAUGGACAAAGAUUUAAAUUGUCUGGAAAAAGAAAAGACAAUUGCAAGUAAUGAUGAAAAUAUCGAAGAAAAGACGACUCUGACACCAACAGCAAAUGCAACUAAAAAUGCAAAAAUUACCGAAGACAAAGGUGGAGCAGAAGGGAACGUAGCAGUAAAAGCCAUUGACCACAAUAUGCGGUCAGCAAAAGAAGAAAAUUUAACAAAUUCAACGACUAUAAAAAAAGAAACAAUACAAAUUGAUAUGAAAUCAGAAAUGAUUGAUGAAGAAACAAUAAACAAACCAACAGUCACAGCAUUAUCAUCAACAACAACAGCUGCAGCAGCAGCAGCAGAAGUUGAAAGAACAAAGCCAGCAGCAACAUCGACAUUAUAUGAGGACGUUAAUGCUGACACAGCAGUUGCCACCAUAGAUGAUGUUAAUCAUACAAAUAGCAGCAGCAGUAGCAACAUUAGCUCUAGCAACCAUAGUAGUCAAAUAACAAGAAGUCUGAAUAUGGAAAUUAGUAGUGUUGAACAUUCUACUAUUACUUCUGCAACAACGUUAUCAAACAUCACCCCGGACAACCAUAAUCAGUCACAGAAUUUAACGGCAAAUGCAUCAUCAACAGCAUCAACAUCGUCCUCAACAUCAAUAACAAAUAUGAUGACUUCUGAUGACCAGUCCUCCUCUACCAACACAUAAAUCGUAUGUGUUUUCAUUUUUGCCUCUUCGCUCCCUUCGAAAUUGUGUAAUAUUUUUUUUGUUGUUUUUAUUUUUAAACAAUAUUGUUUGGUGUAUGUGUAUGCUACUGGAACGGAUUCUAUCACAUACGAUCUCCUUUUAUUAUAAAACGAUUCUAAAAGCCAGCAUACUUAAAGCCAGCCUACACUAUAAAUGCACUACAAAACGUUAACCCCCGUUGACAACCCUGUUGCUGUCCUUUUACCCCGUUUUUUUAUUAUUUCUGAAUAUUUGGUAAUAAAGAAAACAAAAUCUAAAAUUAUUAAAACACAGUGUUUCGCAAAAAAGUAAUGAAAAAAUAAUAUAUAAAUCUAAAAAUGUA